AUGUCUGCAGAACAUGGCACCUCCGGUGGAGGUGACAGAGCUCACUAUAAAUCAUACAAGAAGAAAUACCGCAAGCUCCGCAUCAAAUUCCACGAGUCCAUGAAAGACUCCGACAAGCUCUUCAAGCAAGAACAGACCGCGAAAGCAGCUGUACGACGAAUAUUGGAGGAAAACACUCGCCUUCUCGACCUCCUCGUUGACCUCAACUCCUCGACCCACAUCCCCAAAGAGCGCCGCUUCAACCUCGGCUCACCGUCGUGUCCGACGCCAACUCGCUUCCUCUCGCCUACGCUACUUGCCACAAUCCCGCAGGAUGAGAUCGCGGACGAGGAGGCACUUCUUCUCGACCCCCCUGUCAAUGGGGCCCUGCAAGCGAAGGUGGAAGCUAUGGAUGCGGAUACGUCCUCGACCUCGUCCGACUCUGACAACGAAGGGGGCUUCAACGCCCGCAACCGCCGCGACCGGGAUUCAGACAACGAGGACGACGACAUGGAUGACGACGACGACCGCGAGGCCUACCUGGAGGAGAUCCGGGAGACAAACUACAAGCGCGGGAUUCCCGGAACACCCCCUCGGUACGUUCGCGACCAGAUGAAAGCGGACGCCGACCGCGAGCGCAAGGAGGCGGUCGAGCAGGCUAAACAGGAGGCCAUCGACUCCGCGGCUGCUGCAACUGCGGCCGCGGCGGGAGUGAAGCAGGAACCAGUCGAUGAGACCAUGGAGGACCUUGACAACGCAGAACACCCGCCUCCGCAGACGCCACCGAGGAAGCCCAUCUCAUUGGCCGAUAUUUACCCGGCGCCUGGACAGACCCCGCCGUAUCUGCGUGACCCGUCGCCGUUCCUCAUGUCCCUGGAGGAGGAGGAGGCCUUCUACUAUAACAUUGACGAGAACCUGGGCGGCGAGAUACCAACAAACCUUGAAACAUCGCCGUCAUCAAAGACGGAGUCUGACCCCCGUAACCCAAUGAGUGUGUACUGUUGGCUCCGGAAAUACCAGCCCCAAGUAUUCCUCCAAGAAGGCGAAGGCGAGAAGAAACCAAGGGGUCGUGGUGGCCGUAAGAAGGCUGGGCAUGAUGGGGAUUCAGGGGAUGAAGUUAUGCCAACACCUGCUACAGCGCCGCAAUCAGCCGUCAAGACCGGCGGGAAAAGACGGCGUGCCGACACAAUGAAGGGUGCGGGGCUUGAGGACAGUAUGGAGAUAGACCCUCACGCUACCACGCCUAGUCGUGGCCGCGGAGGGGGCAGGGGCCGAGGCGGCAGAAGGAGGGAGGGGGAACCCCCGGUUAAGAAACAGAGGAGUGAAGAGAUUUGA
This is a messenger RNA of Morchella sextelata, 1314 nucleotides long. RefSeq lists its product as uncharacterized. The record is from RefSeq and is a predicted model, not a curated record. Gene Ontology annotation, biological process: chromatin remodeling. Gene Ontology annotation, cellular component: Ino80 complex; nucleus. NCBI's taxonomy places the organism in Eukaryota, Fungi, Ascomycota, Pezizomycetes, Pezizales, Morchellaceae. The transcript is spliced from 4 exons. Bases 1 to 1314 code for a protein of 437 amino acids.